Molecule: messenger RNA, 1518 nt
Organism: Pipistrellus nathusii (Nathusius's pipistrelle)
Lineage: Eukaryota; Metazoa; Chordata; Mammalia; Chiroptera; Vespertilionidae
Source: the annotation of a GenBank genome assembly
AUGUCGGGCCCCGGGCCGCGGGAGCCGCCGCAGGCGCAGGCGGGCGGGCCGGCGGGCCCCGAGGGCGCGGACGCGGCGCUGGGCGAGGCGGGGCUGAGCUUCACGACCACCGACCUGAGCCUGGUGGAGAUGACGGAGGUCGAGUACACGCAGCUGCAGCACAUCCUCUACUCGCACAUGGAGGCGGCGGCCGAGGGCGAGCUCGAGACGCGCCUCAACUCGGCCUUCCUGGCGGCGGGGGGCGCGGCGGCGGCGGGCGGCGCGGCGGCGGCGGCGGGCGGGGGCGCGGCGCCGGUGUACCCGCUGCUGUGCCCGCCGGCGCUGGCCGACGGCGGCUUCGCGGGCGCCAACCCGUGCCUGGGCCACAUCGACUUCCAGGAGCUGCGCAUGAUGCUGCUGAGCGAGGCGGGCGCGCCCCCCGCCGCCGCCGCCGCCGAGAAGACGCCGGGCGCCGACGGCCCGGGCUCCGGCGCGGCGCGGCCCAAGGCGCCCGACGCCGCCGGCAAGGAGAACGCGGCCGCCGCCGAGGGCGCCUGUGAGGCGCGGGCCAAGUCGGCGGUGCGCGUCCGCCUGGAGGACCGCUUCAACAGCAUCCCCGCCGAGCCCCCGCCCGCGCCGCGCGGCGCCGAGCCCCCCGAGCCCGGCGUGGCGCUCAACAAUUUGGUGACUCUUAUUCGACAUCCAUCCGAGUUAAUGAACGUUCCUCUUCAUCAGCAACAAAACAAAUGCACAGCGUUAGUGAAAAAUAAGACUGCUGCCGCUGCCACUACUCUGCAGCUCACCUACCCCCUGUUCACUGCGAAUGCCUGCUCCUCUGCAGGGGGCGCCAGCCUCUCACAGACACAGAGUUCUAAUAACUCCUGUUCUAUACUUGAGGCUGCCAAACAUCAGGACAUUGGAUUACCAAGAGCAUUUUCUUUCUGUUACCAACAAGAAAUUGAAUCCACGAAGCAGACUUUAGGGAGUAGAAAUAAAGCUUUGCCUGAGCAGGUUUGGAUUAAAGUGGGAGAAGAAGCGCUGUGCAAACAAGCGAUAAAUAAGAGGAAUCGGAGUAGGAUACGUCAGUUGGACACCAGUGUGGAGCGAAGAGCCCUCGGAGAGAUUCAGAACGUGGGUGAAGGUGCCACCACCGCUCAGGGUGCCUGGCAGUCUGCAGAGUCAUCACAGUCCCACCUUGGGGAGCAGUCCCAGAGCGCCCCUGGCGGAAGGUCACAGCGCAGGGAAAGGCACAACCGCAUGGAGAGGGACAGAAGGCGCAGAAUCCGCAUUUGCUGUGAUGAGUUGAAUCUUUUGGUCCCGUUCUGCAAUGCCGAGACAGAUAAGGCCACAACCCUGCAGUGGACCACUGCGUUCCUGAAGUACAUUCAGGAGCGCCACGGAGAUUCUCUUAAGAAGGAAUUUGAGAGUGUGUUUUGCGGUAAAACUGGCAGGAGGCUAAAGUUGACCAGACCAGACUCCCUGGCGACGUGUCCCGCGCAGGAGAGUCUGCAGAGCAGCCCUGCCAUGGAGAUCAAGUGA